Messenger RNA from Nyctereutes procyonoides (raccoon dog), 8465 nucleotides. RefSeq names its product beta-ureidopropionase 1 (gene UPB1). Bases 919 to 2022 code for a protein of 367 amino acids. The transcript has 11 exons. The record is from RefSeq and is a predicted model, not a curated record. Gene Ontology annotation, molecular function: beta-ureidopropionase activity. Lineage: Eukaryota; Metazoa; Chordata; Mammalia; Carnivora; Canidae.
CAGGCUCCUUGCAGGGAGCAUGACAUGGGACUCAAUCCUGGGUCUCCAGGAUCAAGCUCUGGGCUGAAAGUGGCACUAAACCAGUGAGCCACCAGGGCUGCCCUGAAGGUGUCUUAAAGCAGAGGUCUCAGGUUGGGAACAGGUGUUGUUUUUUUCUUUUUUUAAAAAAAAUGAAGUAGACAUGUUCUUCUGGAAAAAGAAAUGGAGAGAGAGUUUGUGGUGUCAAAGAGAGGUAAAGCGCAAGAGUCUUAGGAAAAGGGAAAUUUCUCAUACAGGUGACUGGCUGGAGCACAUUCUAAAAACUGGGAUAAGGACUGCCUUGCAAAAGGGACCUUAUGGAGCAUUUAGAUCUCUCUAGAGUGGGGAGGGAUUAUAAUGGGCAGUAAAAUGGGAGCCAAUAUCUAUUGGCCAGUAACGACUGGGCCUCAUCCUAGGGCUGGCUUAUAAUAACUGUUCAUGAAAGGUUCUCCACUCAGCACUGAGGCCUUCCAGGCUUUACCUCAAGUGUAUUAUCUUCUAUAUUUGCUUAGUCCUUGCGAUUGGGUGGGAUUUGACUAUGCACAGGAUUGUGAACUGAAGAUGGAAAAUCAUUGGUCAUUUAAAAACUCUUUUCCCGCUUAAACCCCUGCUCAUUCCUUGUAGCCUGACUCGGACAUGGUCAACUCUGUGAUGGCCUGGUGGGACCCCUCAGCCCCUCCUCGGGCCUCCUGACUGCAUUCCACACAAGACCACCUUCUCUCCCGAUUCCUUGCUGUGCCAAACACAAAGACGAUGCUUAGUAAAAGUUUGCUAAGUGAAUGAGCUGAAUGGGGUUUUGCCUGGGCCAGGAUGAGUGCCUACAUCUUUGGCCUGGACACCUGCCUGGACACCUGAGGCUCACCAAGUGCCCCCCCACCUCCCGCCCCACCAGCACCAGGCAUGGGACUGCCGCUGGCUGGGAGCAGCAGCAGGACAGGGAGGAAGCUUGAUCUGCCCAGCAGGGCUUUUGAAGCCGCCUUGGAAGGGGACUUUGAGCUACAGGGAUAUGCCUUUGAGGCAGCAGAGGAGCAGCUGAGGCCACCUCGGACUGUGCGUGUGGGACUUGUUCAGAACAAAACUCCCCUGCCUGCAGAUGCCCCUGUGGCAAAACAGGUCACUGCCCUUCAUAGACGCGUAGAAGCCAUUGUAGAGGUGGCUGCAGUGUGCGGAGUGAACAUCAUCUGUUUCCAGGAAGCAUGGACUAUGCCCUUUGCUUUCUGUACAAGAGAGAAGCUUCCUUGGACGGAAUUUGCUGAGUCAGCCGAGGACGGACCCACCACCAGAUUCUGUCAGAAGCUGGCAAAGAAGCAUGACAUGGUGGUGGUAUCCCCCAUCCUGGAACGAGAUAGGGAGCAUGGGGACAUUUUGUGGAACACAGCCGUGGUAAUCUCCAAUUCUGGAGCAGUCCUGGGAAAGACUAGGAAAAACCACAUCCCCAGAGUGGGUGACUUCAAUGAGUCAACUUACUACAUGGAGGGAAACCUUGGACACCCGGUGUUCCAGACUCAGUUUGGGAAGAUUGCAGUGAACAUUUGCUAUGGGCGUCACCACCCUCUCAACUGGCUCAUGUACAGCAUCAACGGAGCUGAGAUCAUCUUCAACCCAUCAGCCACUAUCGGAGCACUCAGGUGUCUCAAUAGCGAGUCCCUGUGGCCAGUUGAGGCCAGAAACGCAGCCAUUGCGAAUCACUGCUUUACUUGCGCCAUCAACCGUGUAGGCCAGGAGCACUUUCCCAAUGAGUUUACCUCUGGAGAUGGGAAGAAAGCUCACCGGAACUUUGGCUACUUUUAUGGCUCGAGCUACGUGGCGGCCCCUGACAGCAGUCGCACUCCUGGGCUCUCCCGCAACAGGGACGGGCUGCUGGUGGCUGAGCUCGACCUGAACCUCUGCCGGCAGGUGAAUGACAUCUGGAACUUCAAGAUGACCGGCAGAUACGAGAUGUACGCUCAGGAGCUUGCAGAAGCCAUCAAACCCAACUACAGCCCCAAUAUCGUGAAAGAGUAGCUGGAUUUUAGCUCCUGCCUGCCAAGGAGGGCACCUCUGCCCCUAGCAGAUCUGCAAGUACAGCAGGCUUUACAUGUGCAAGUUCUCCCCGGUGAUAUCCUGGUAACAUUUCUGUCCACAUAGGUUUAAAAACACCUAGACAGGGGGGGAUGCCCUCAGCAGUUGAGCCUCUGCCUUGGGCUCAGGGCGUGAUCCUGGAGCCCCAGGAUCAAGUCCCACAUCGGGCUCCCUGCAUGGAGCAUGCUUCUCCCUCUGCCUAUGUCUCUACCUCUCUCCAUCUGUGUCUCUCAUGAAUAAAUAAAUAAAAUCUUUUUUAAAAAAAGAAAGAAAGGAAGAAAAAUGCCUAGAUAGGGAGGGUAUAUUGAAGAAUAACUGUCCAGUGGAUAUGAGUUUCCUUCCUGGAUGAUGAAAUCUUUUGGGCUUACACAGAAGUGUUGCUUACACAACAUUGUGAACGUGCUAAUGUAGAAUGCCACUCAAUUGUAUACUUUAAAAUGGCUAAAUUUAUGUCAUGUGAAUUUUACCUCCAUUAAAAAAAAAAAUCCGGGAUGCCUGGGUGGCUCAGUGGUUUAGCGCCUACCUUCAGCACAGGGCGUGAUCCUGGGGUCCUGGGAUUGAGUCCCACAUCAGGCUCCCAGCAUGGAGACUGCUUCUCCCUCAGCCUGUUGUCUGCCUUUCUCUAUGUGUGUGUGUCUCUCACGAAUGAAUAAGUAAAAUCUUAAAAAAAAGAAAAAAAUCCCAGGCACUUAAUGUGCUGGCUGAUUUGUAAUUAGACACAUAGGAUACCCCAGUCCUGAGAUUCCUCUCUUCCUGUUUAGACUGUCAGCAACCUGAGGGUAAAGGUGGGAGUGAGUAGGGGAAGCUGAGGCUGAUCCAGAGUCGAGCUACCGAGUGGCUGUGGGCAGGCGAGAUGGCCAUUAGAUGUGUCAACAUGUCUAGGCUGCAGUGUCCAGGUAUCAGUCAGAUGCUAAUCUGGAUGUUGCUAUGAAGGUAUUUUGUAGAUGUGAUUAAAGUCCAUAACCAGCUAACUGAGCAAGUGAGAUUAUCCUAGAUAAUCCAGGUAGGCCUGAUUCAAUCAGUCAGAAGGCCCUCAGGAGGAGAGCUGAGGCUUCACCAACAAAGACAAAAUUCUGCCUGUGGACAGCAGCUUCCCUGCGCCCCAACCCCCCACCCCCUGCCGCACGCCGCCCCAUGCCUUAGAGCUCUAGUUGGUCCUUCCUACAGAUUUCAGAUCUCACGACCCUGAGAUCACCACCUUACAGAUUUCAGACUUGUCCAUCCAGCCCCCGCAAUCACUUAAAUCAGUGCCUUGCAAUAAAUUUCUUAAUAUAUAUCCUACUGUUUCUGCUUUUGGUUAGACCUUCAUGAUACAGAUUCUCAUCCCGGAAGUGGCUCUAGAGGAACAGAAUCUUCAGGAUGAGUUUCCUGCAUUGGUGCUAGGUUUUCUGGAAUUCUUCUUUAAUUUGGUUGAAUUAAAGGCACUCACGGCUCUAUCUGCAGUGUUAAAGAGGAGGGCAUGGUAGCCAAUGGUGUGAUGUAGCAAUAGAGAUUUAUAGAGCAAGCAGACCAUCAGCCUGUGCCUGCAAGUCCCAGCCUGCCGUCCCUGGUGGCCUGUCCCUUCUGUGGUUUUUAGGCUUGGAUAAACAGCCUCCAUCAUCAUGUAAGGCAAUUCCUUGCACUGAAUCUCUCUAUAUUUAUAUAUAUACAUAUACAUCUAUAUGCAUGCAUAUGUAUGUGUGUAUAUAUAUAUAUACACAUAUAUAUAUACACACACAUGUAUGUAUCUUCUGCAUAUAUAAAUAUAUCUGUAUCCCCUUUUGAUUCUGCUUCUUUGAUUGAGCACUGACAGCCUGACUGACAGGGCGGGUUGCCCACCUCUCUGCCCCUUGGCUUCCACAUCUGUAAAGUGGGACCAUAUCCCUUCUUCUGCCUUAUGUCACAGGACAGUGGUGAGAGACAGACUAGAUGAACCAGGGGACUUCUGUGGGCUGUGUUCCUUGCACCACACAGCAGAAAUCCCACCUGUGCUGGGAGUGCCUGGGUGACUCAAUUGGUUGAGUCACCGACUCUUGGUUUCAGCUCAAGUCAUGAUCUUAGGGUGGUGAUCUCAAGGUUGUGAGAUCAAGCCCCGUGUCGGGUUUCAUGCUCAGUGGGGAGCCUGUUGAGACUCUCUCUCUCUCCCUCUGCCCUUCCGCUGCUUGCUCUCCCUAUCUCUCAAAUCAAUAGAUUUUUUUUUUUUAAGAGCCCCAACUCUGAAGUCUCAAACCUCCACAGUCAGCCACCGUGUUGGAGGUGGGAGUGGGAUCCUCAGGUUCUACCCUUCUUGUGUCCAGUUAGAGAAGGCAGCUCAUUCCUUCCCUGACCCAGCAGCUGAAAUGCAUGACCCAACCCCAUGUCAGGGCUGGGGUGCUCCCAGACAGCUACGUGGGGUGAAAAAACUGGUUGCAACUUCCUAGCUCCGCUUUAACCCCCUUAACCUCUCUGAGCUGCAGGCUUUUCACUUCAUGUAAAAACCCCUUUUGUAUUACUUUUUUCAUAGAAUCCAGCCCUGCAGAUACAGUGAGUUUUUCUGUCUGGCCUCCAGUGUCCACAGCCUUUGUGUUUGUGGUUUCUAAAAGGAGCAUGUAGUCAAUCUAAUACAGCAGCCAGCUUAGAUAACAAGAUAGUGCAUUUAUGAAAUAGGUACUAAUACACCAGAAAGGAUUUGAUCAUCCACGUCUCUCACUCACUGCCUAGAAUCAAAGUGUUCAGUUCUGCCUUAGAGUAGAUGGGCCCUAUACACAGGGAGUCAUUUGAGGGUUUAACUCAUGCCUGGAAUGUUUAGAUGCUCAGCAAACAUUUGUUGACUGAACCUAGGGUGGAAGUUUUUGUUUCUGUGUGAUUGUUGCUGAUGCCACAGAAGAUAAGUUGUAAUGGUUCAGUGUAUGGGGCCUAUGGCCCAUGGGUGGAGUCUUCUGACUCUCUGAGCCUGUUUUCUCACCUCUAAAAUGAGAGGUGACUGGGUUUGAGGUUUUCAGUUCUCUCCAGCUCUGCAGAGAGCAUUUCUGCCAGCCCACGGCUUUAUUGCUAGAAUCUGGGGUAUCAGGGGAGAGUGGUGCCAAGCCACAGUGUGCCCGGCAAGAAAAAAGGCAAAGACAUUCCAGGAUAGGCCACAUGUAAGGCCACAAAACAAGUCAUGAUAAAUAUUUAAAGAUUGAAAUCAUAGGAAAUCUCUUUUUUACUCACACUGGAAUGAAACUAGAAAUAAAUAGCAAAAGGAAAAUUCAAAAAUGUUUGAAAAUUAGACCACAUGUUCUUGAACAACCAACCAGUAGAUCAAAAAAAAAAAAAAUCACAAGGGGCAGUCCGGGUGGCUCAGCAGUUUAGCGCUGCCUUCAGCCCAUGGCCUUAUCCUGGAGACCUGGGAUCGAGUCCCAUGUCAGGCUCCCUGCAUGGAGCCUGCUUCUCCCUCUGCCUGUGUCUCUGCCCCUCUCUCUCUCUGUGUGUCUCUCAUGAAUAAAUAAAUUAAAAUCUUAAAAAAAAAAUCACAAGGAAAUUAGAAAAUGUUUUGGAACAAAUGAAAACAAAAACAAAACAUACCCAAACUUAUAGGAUGCAAGGAAAGCAAUGUGAAAUGGAAAUGUAUAACUAUAAACACUUACUAGAAGAGAAGAAGGCUGGCACCUGGCUGGCUCAGUCUGUACAGCAUGUGACUCUUGAUUUCAGGGUCAUGAAUUCAAGCUCCACAUUAGGCUUGGAGUUAACUUUUAAAAAAAUUAAAAUUAAAUACAUGAAAAUAAAAAUAAAGAAGGUUUCGAAUCAACAACUGAUUUUUACAUUUUUAAAAACGUUUUAUUUAUUUAUUUGGCAGAGAGAGAGAGAGAGAGCACAAGCAGGGGGAGGGGCAGAUGACAAGGGAGAAGCAGGCUCCCCGCUGAGCAGGGAGCCCAAUGUAGGGCUCCAUCCCAGUGUCCUGGGAUCAUGACCUGAGCCCAAGACAGACACUUAACAGACUGAGCCACACAGGAGCCCCCCAAAUUUUACAUCUCAAGGAACUGAAAAAAAGAAGAGCAAACUAAACCCAAGGUAACAGUAGAGAUGAAAUAAUGAAGAUUAGAGCACAGAGAAAUAAAAUAGAAAAUAGAGAAGGAAUAGAGAACAAUGAAACCAAAAGUUGGUUCUUCAAAAAAGAUCAACAAAAAUUGACAAACCUUUAGCAUGAUUGAGAAAAAGAGAAGAUUCAGGGCAGCCCGGGUGGCUCAGCAGUUUAGCGCCGCCUUCAGCCCAGGGCCUGAUCUUGGAGAUCCUGGAUCAAGUCCCACCUUAGGCAACCUGCAUGGAGCCUGCUUCUCCCUCUGCCUGUGUCUCUGCCUCUCUCUCUCUGUGUGUCUCUCAUGAAUAAAUAAAUAAAAUCUUUAAAAAAAAAAAGAAAAAAGAAAAAGAAGAUUCAGAUUAUUAAAAUCAGAAAUGAAAGUGGAGACAUCACUACAAUUUGAUAGAAAUAAAAAGGAUUAUUAAGAGUAUUAUGAACAAAUUGUUAGAGGAGCUCACCAAGAGCAUGGGAUUGCCGAUUGAUCCAUGAACUGGACCCAGGAAAUCAGAGGCUCCUUCCCUCCUCUGUCCUUGGAAUGUAUGUUCUGCUCACUGUUGCCACACUAGGAGCUACUUCAAGGACACAGCUUGAGAGAGUAAUUUAUUAUUUUUUAAAGAUUUUAUUUAUUUGAGCAAGAGAGAGAGAGAGCAUGAACAGAGGAGACAGGGAGAGGGAGAAACAGACUCGUCACUGAGCAGGGAGCCCAAUGCGGGACUGGGAUCAUGACCUGAGCUGAAGGCAGAUACUUAACUGACUGAGCCACCUAGGUGCCCCAAGAAAGUGAUGUAUUAUUAAGACCAUCUGGGCAGUGAAUGAACGCCGUUAAGAUUUCUGGUGAACUCUUAAGAUUCUGGUGGGUACAUGCAGAGAUCUACUUGUCUUGUGGCCACUCAAGAUGAGAGCCUCAAGCCUUGUAUGUAAGUGACCGUGCUCAUUAAAACUGCCACCUACCAAUCGGAGAGAUCUGCGUCUUUCUUUGGUCUCUCCUUGCCCUCCACAUAUGGGGGCCAGUUUCAGAUAUCACCUGAGGAUCUCCCACAUUUGCAAACCAACAUAGUUGUCUGCCAACACAUUGGAUUACCUAGAUGAAAUGGACAAAUUCCUAGAAACAUGAAACUACCAACCCUGAAUCAUGAAGAAAUAGGAAAUCUGAAUAGACCUAUAUCUAGUAAGGAGAUUUAAUGAGUAAUCAAAACCUUCCCUAGCAAAGGAAAGCACUGGACUUGGUGACUUCACUGGUAAAUUCUACCACACAUUUAGAAAAACCAGCACCAGGGCACCCAACUGACUCAGUCAGAAGAGCAUGCAACUUUGGAUCUCAGGGUCAUGAGUUCCAGCCCCACAUUGGGUGGGUGUAGAGAUCACUAACUAAUUAAAUAAACUAACUAAAUAAGCUUUAUUUAUUUAUUUUUAAAGGUUUUAUUUAUUCAUGAGAGACACAGAGAGAGAGGCAGAGACACAGGAAGAGGGAGAAGCAGGCUCCACACAGGGAGCCCAAUGUGGGACUUGAUACUGGGACUCCAGGAUCAUGCCCUGAGCCCAAGGCAGACACUCAACCGCUGAGUCACUCAGGUGCCCCAAUAAGUAAGCUUUAAAAAAAUAGAAAGAAAGAGGGAUCCCUGGGUGACACAGCGGUUUGGCGCCUGCCUUUGGCCCAGGGCGCGAUCCUGGAGACCCGGGAUCGAAUCCCACGUCGGGCUCCCAGUGCAUGGAGCCUGCUUUGCCCUCUGCCUGUGUCUCUGCCUCUAUCUCUCUCUCACUAUGUGCCUAUCAUAAAUAAAAAAAAUUAAAAAAAAAUUAAAAUAAAAAAAAAUAGAAAGAAAGAACUAAGCCAAUCCUUCUCAAAUGCUUCCAAAAAAUUGAAGAGGAGGAAAUGCUUAUUAACUCAUUGAGUCCAACAUUACAUUAACAUCAAAGCCAGGCAAAGACAUUGCAAAAAAAAUACCAAGACCACAGAGCAAUAUCCUUUAUGAAUAUUGAUGCAAAAAUCCUCAACAAAGCAUGGUUGACCCUUGAAUAAUGCAAGAGUUAGGGAUGAGCACCAACUCCCUACACAGUCAAAAAUCCAUGGAUAACUGUUAACUCCCCAAACCUUCAUUACUAACAGCCUACUGUUAUCAGAAACUUUACCAAUAACAUAAACAGUUGACUAAUACAUCUUCCAUAUGUUAUAUGUAUUACAUACUGUAUUUUUAUAAUAAAGUAAGCUAGAGAAAAGAAAAUAUUAAGAAAAUUAUCAGAAAAAAAAGGAAAAUACAGUACAGUACUAUAUAUAGAUAUAUAUAAAAAAAAAUCCCCCUGGACCUGUGUGGUCCAAACCUGUGUUGUUCAAGGAUCAACUGUACUAGUAAACUGAAUCCAUCAGCAUAUU